AUGCUGGUUACCUAUUUGGAAGCCAGCCGGGACCUUUGCGAGACGGACUCAAUUCUUUUUGGCGCCGCGCUGGCAGUCUGCCGUAUCAUAGGCGCCAAGGUUUCCACGGCUGGACGCGCUACUGGCCAUAGUAGCGCUAUCCCAGCAUGGAGAAGAAGAAUUGAGGAACGUAUCGCAAAGGCUAGAGCUCUCAUUGGCAGACUGAUAUGCUUCAGAUCAGGCAACAACAGGCCAAGAAUUGUGCGCACCGUCAGGAUGGCGUUUGCUGGGACAAAUGUCAGUUUGUCCCAGCCGGAUAUAACGCAAAAACUGACGGAGCGCAUAGAUGAUCUGAAGCAGAGAAUCGCUGCUUGGGGAAAGCGGAUUCGGCGAUAUACCGAGAGGUCGACACGGUUCAACCAGAAUCGUCUCUUCCAGAGUGAUCAGAAGAGGCUCUAUGAAUCAUUGGAGCGACCAAUGGUAAGUGGAACGGGUCCAGCACCGAAUCAGGCCGACACUGUAGCAUUCUGGCGCGGCCUGUGGUCAGAGCCCGUAAACCACAGCGAGGGCCCUUGGACGGAAGUUGUGGCGAGUCAGUGUGCGGGUAUUACGCCCAUGGACCCCGUCAUCAUAACGUCGGAUGACGUAGCUGAGGCGGUUCGUAGGGCCCCGAACUGGAAAAGUCCGGGGCUUGACGGGCUGCAUCACUACUGGCUGAAGGGGUUCAUGCGAUUCCCAGAUGCUCUCAUGUGA
Parnassius apollo (apollo) is the source of this 732-nucleotide messenger RNA. Lineage: Eukaryota; Metazoa; Arthropoda; Insecta; Lepidoptera; Papilionidae. The record is from the annotation of a GenBank genome assembly.